Molecule: messenger RNA, 4782 nt
Organism: Candidula unifasciata
Lineage: Eukaryota; Metazoa; Mollusca; Gastropoda; Stylommatophora; Geomitridae
Source: the annotation of a GenBank genome assembly
AUGGAUGUACUUCUGCUCUUCCUCCUUGCUGGAUUACCUCUGGCAUCAGGUCUGCAGCGGGAGCACAGUGUCCCAUGUUAUGACGAGCAAAACCGACCGCAGAGGUGCCAACCGCCGUUUGUGAACGCCGCUUUUGGGAGGAUCGUGGAUGCGACCAACACUUGUGGAAUGAAUGGACCCCAGGAGUACUGCCUGCAGACCGGGGUCACCGGUGCCAAGAAGUCCUGCUAUAUUUGCGAUAAUAGGGAUCCCGACAGGCGGCACCCGGCUUCGUAUUUGUCGGAUUUUAAUAAUUUGACAAGGUGGACGUGGUGGCAGAGUGAAACGAUGUUGGAAGGGAUUCAGUAUCCAACGGUGGUUAAUCUGACUCUUCAUCUCAAGAAAGCAUUUGACAUCACGUACGUCAACCUGCGCUUCUACUCACCCCGACCAGAAAGCUUUGCCAUCUACAAGCGAACCACUGAGGACGGGGAAUGGAUACCAUACCAGUUCUACAGCGCCUCUUGCGAGAAGACCUACAAUCUGCCUCGGCGAGGGGUCAUCACUGCCAGCAACGAGAAUCAGGCCAUCUGCACCAAUGAGUUCAGUGAUAUCAGUCCGCUCACCGGUGGCAGCGUGGCGUUUAGUACCCUUGAGGGUCGGCCGAGCAUGUUCAAGUUUAACGAAAGCCCCCAACUGCAGGACUGGGUCACAGCGACAGAUAUCAGAAUUGUUCUGACCCGCAUGAACACAUUUGGUGACGAAGUGUUUGGUGAUGCUCAAGUACUGAAGUCUUACUUCUACGCUAUCUCCGAUUUAGCUGUUGGCGCCAGGUGCAAAUGUAACGGCCAUGCCCGCAUUUGUCGAGAGGUCAGGGGUCAGGACCUGGAGGACCAUCUUGAAUGCGUGUGUGAGCACUUCACCACAGGCAGGGACUGCGAGAAGUGUCUGCCUUUUUACAAUGACCGGCCUUGGGGCAGAGCCAUUGACAACAAUGCCAACGAAUGCCAAGCUUGUACCUGCAACGGACUGUCGGAAACGUGCGAGUUUGAUGAGAACCUCUACCGACUGACAGGCCGCGGUGGCAGGUGCACAGACUGUCGGGACCACACCGCUGGUGUACACUGUGAACUGUGCGAGGUCAACUUCUACCGGAGGGAGAACCAGUGUUUGAACUGUGGUUGUAACCAUGUUGGCUCUUUCUCCCUUCAGUGUGAUGAGAGUGGUCAAUGCCCCUGCAAGCCUGGGGUUACUGGUCAGAGGUGUGACCGCUGCCUGCCCAAUUAUUAUGAUUUCAGCGAUGCAGGAUGUCGGCCAUGUGACUGUGUGCCUGCAGGAAGCAUCAACAACGAGCCAAGAUGUGACUCCAGAACUGGUCUGUGUGCCUGCAAAGAGAAUGUGGAGGGCAGGCAGUGUGACCAAUGUAAGGCAGGCUACUUUGGCCUGACCGAGGCUGACCCCUAUGGAUGCGUGUCGUGUUUCUGUUAUGGACAUUCUACUGUUUGCAGCUCAGCCCCUGGAUACCAGGCUGUCAACAUCACUUCUAAUUUUGAGACAGGCAAACAAAGAUGGACGGCAUUCACCAGAAGCAACCGAGAAGUGGAGACCCAAUAUAAUGGGGUCAUCCAAAACCUAGGGGUGUCGGCCGAGAGCAACGAGGCUGUAUACUUUACAGCGCCGUCUCGUUACCAUGGUGACCAGCGUUUUAGCUACAACCAGUUCCUGACCUUUGACCUGCGGAUCGGAGAAGAAACGGCACGGCCUUCAGUUGUCGACAUCAUUCUAGAAGGUUCAGGACAGUCACUCUCCACCCACAUCUUUGCCCAGUCCAACCCCAUCCCCAGUAUCGAUGAGAAAUCUUUUGCCUUCAGGCUUCACGAGAACCCCCAGUACCAAUGGGCCCCGAGGAUUAAGGCUACAGAUUUUAUUGGAGUCCUAUCCAACGUGACCAACCUCAAGAUUAGGGGCACCUACAAUGAUAAAGGAGUGGGCUUCAUCGACAAUGUUAAUUUGCAAACUGCCCGUCAGGGCUAUGGCGGAGAUGAUGUCACGUGGGUUGAGUCCUGCAGCUGCCCAGAAGGCUACAUCGGUCAGUUCUGUGAGUCUUGCCUGCAGGGCUACAAGAGAGACCCUCCCAACGGGGGACCCUUCUCCAGAUGUGUGCCCUGCACAUGUAACGGCCACUCAGACAGUUGUGAUGUCAACACAGGUCGUUGCAUAUGCAGCCACAACACUGAAGGUGACUUCUGCGAGCGAUGCGCCCGGGGCUACUAUGGUGACGCGACACAGGGUACACCAGGCGACUGCAGGCCAUGUCCUUGUCCAAAUGGUGGGCCAUGCAUUCAGCUGCCCAACGAGGAUGUGGUCUGUACUGAGUGCCAAGUUGGACAUGGAGGAAAUCUGUGUGAGCUCUGCUUGGAUGGUUACUUUGGAGAUCCUUCUGGUCAGUUUACUGGCCAGCCCAGCAGCUGUAUGCCUUGUACCUGCAAUGGCAACAUCGAUCCAAAUGCUGUUGGAAACUGCAAUUCCACAACUGGCGAGUGUCUCAAAUGUAUUCGUAACACUGGAGGCUUCUUCUGCGACCAGUGCCUGCCCAACUUCUACAAUGACAGUGCCGGGGUGUGCACGGCCUGCAGCUGCUUCCAUAGCGGCACCGUCAGCCAGCCUGGCACCAGUGAGUGUGAUCAGCGAACUGGCCAGUGCCUGUGUCUCCCUAAUGUGAUUGGGCGACAGUGUGUGAUGUGCCAGCAGGGAUAUUGGAACAUCGCCAGCGGAGAGGGUUGCUCUCCAUGUGAAUGCAGCGAAGUUGGCUCCCUGAACUACACCUGUGAGGAGGCCAGCGGCAGGUGUUCGUGCAAACCUGGGGUCUCUGGGCGCAGAUGUGACGAAUGUGAGCGGUACCACUAUGGCUUCUCACCUUCUGGCUGCACGGCUUGUAACUGUGACCCCAUUGGGUCGACAGAUCUUCAGUGUGACCCCUAUGGUUAUUGCCCUUGUAAGGAAAAUGUUGACGGUCGGAGCUGCGACAGAUACUGCCCACAGUGCUACAACCUGGUCCAGCGACAGGUCAACACUCACAGGGCCAAGCUGCGAGAAUUGAUACUCCUCAUUGAAAAAACCACAGACAACCCGAGCUUGUUCAAUGACUCCGAGUUCAUCUCCUAUUUACAGAAGGUCAAUACUUCAGUCAAUGUAUUGCUGCGGGAUGCCAGGGCCACUUCAACUGGAGAUGGGACUGUUGGGGCACAGAUCAAUGAGCUGAGGCGCUCCUUGAGCGAGGUGCUUGUGAAGCUUGGGGAGAUUGCCCAGAACAUUGCUACAGCUUCCAAAGCCACUAGGGACAGCCAGGAUGACAUCGCUGCUGCGGAGAAGGCCAUCGACAAUGCUGAUGCCGCUCUGAGGAUGGCCGAGAAUUAUAUCGACAAGGAGGGUCGCACGGCUCUGAAACAGGCCUUGGAUGCCUUGUCGAACUUUGGCCAGAACUCGCAGCAGAUGACAGAGAUUGCCAGGAGAGCUACCCUGGAGGCCAAGAGGCAGAAAGAAGAGGCUCAGAAUAUUGAAAAUGUAUCAAAGAUCGCUCUAGAGACAUCCAGGGAAGCUUACCGAUUGGCUAACGAGUCAUUGAACAUGCCGUUCAAGACACAGCAGGACAUUGAGAGGCUGCGACGAGAAUAUGACGAUGCCAGCCUGUUGUUCCAAAACACCAAAACCGUGGCUAACAGCACCCUUGCCAGGGCAGUGUCCGCCAAGGAUGAGGCAUUCUCCCUUCUCGUGCUGGCCCAGGAACAGCUGCCUAGCAUCGAUGUGGACAUGUUGAAGCAGGAGGCAGAGAAGAUCAAAACUGAGGCUAAUGACAUCAAAACCAGGGCCAGGAAGCUGAUUGAUGAGAACCAGGAACUCCUGGCGAAGGUGAAGAACCAGAGCCAGGCGGCCGACCGGCUGCUCGAAGAGGGCGACACUUUGAACUUGGAUGUUGCGGACUUGCUGGCCGAGGUGGACUAUGCCAGAUCUGAGGCUAGGAUGGCCGUGGAGAAGGCUGAAAAGACGCUGAAGGAAGCCAAUGAUACACUGACCAUUUUGGAGGAAUUUGACAAACUGGUCAACCUCAAAGAUGAAGCCCUGAAGUCCCUACAAGAGAUACCUGCCAUUCAGAAAGCCAUAGAAAAUGCUCAAGACAUGACACAGGAAGCCAGAGAUGCCCUGGCCGAUGUGAUCGCUGAUGCUCGCCGAGCUCUGGAGAUAGCCAGAGAUGCAGAGGCCAAGGCAUUACAGGCUUCACAGGAGGCCGGGGAGAUUCGUAGCAAAGCAGGCACUACGAAAGACAAGGCCAGCCAGUUGAGACAGGACACAGAAGAGCUCUCAGAUGAUGUCCGGAAGGCGGAGACUUCUUUGACUGGUUACGAAAACCAGGCCAAUCAGGAUGAGGAGCUGGCUAAAAAUGCUUUGCUGGAAGCUGCAGCUGCCAAGCAGAAAGCCCAAGAUGCCUUUGACCAGAUAAACGAAGCUUACCGGCUCGUGAGUUCCAUCCGCAACGAGCUCGGAGACCUGGGGUCUGUUGAUAUGCAGCAGCUGCGAGCUUUGGAGAAACAGCUUGAGGAGGUUGAGAAGCAGCUGGCUGCUUCAGACAUCGACAAGAAGAUGACUGAACUGCAGAGAAAGAACACCCUGAUUGAGUCUCAGGCCGACAGAUUCGACCAGGAUCUCAGCGAGUUGCAAGCGGCCGUAGAAAACAUUGGUGACAUCAAGAAUUCUUUACCCGUGGGCUGCUAUAAAACGAUUCCUAUAGAAAAGCCUGCACGAUAA